CCAUUGCGCAGAGGCAGACAGCGCAGCUGACCAAUCAGCUGGUGCGGAUUCACCGCCACCUGGCCGGCGUGUGCGUGGCGGCUAACAUGGCCGUGCUCAAGUUCUCGCUUCCUCCAAGGCAUUCGGACCUGGAUGACAGCUGCAUCGACGAGGAGCAAAUCAACUACGCGCAGGUCUGCACGUGGGAAGGAAACGUCGAGUACGACACUGUAUCGUCCGCCGUGCGUUCUAAGAAGCACAACGACGUUCUGACGUACGAGAACGAGUACAGCCUCGAGACAAAGGCCCGGUCCUACCUGUCCUACACACCGCUAGGCUGCGUUGCGGCGUUCAACGCGGACUACGAGGAUCCACGUGGCACGUGCCGGCAGCCCUUCUCGCGCCUGGCAGCGCUUGACAACGUGCUUGGCAAACGGAAUCGUUCGCUAGCAGCAGUGCCUGGGACAUCGUACAGAGGCAUACUGGUUUGCGUCCCCUCGUCAACACAGCGUGCCACUGUCGACUUCCCGUUCUCCCAGUGUGACGUCUUUGUGGACGGCGAAGUGGAGUACCUCUACAACAACGUCAUCAAAAGCAGCAGCUACAAAGCGAACCUGCAAGGCCGGCUGCUAGACGCAAAGCUCAACUGGACGUGCUUUGUGGUAUCGCUCGAUGCUAGCAAAGUAUUGAACAAUCUUCCGGACAGCGCAGUAGCGAGGGAGAAAAUAAUCUCCUUCAUCACAAACUGGCUUUCCACUGAAGGCCUCUGCGGACUGGCGGUGAAAGAAACGGCGAGCAUGCAGCCCGUCAAAGGCCUCGCCAAGUUUCUUCGAGAACUCUCCAACGAGUUUAGCGAACGAGACCCAAGACCAGUUCUCAUUUUACUCGUCUCUGCAUUUGAACCGGAGAGCAGGCUCAAGGAACUUUCAGAGUAUCCUGACUUUCUGGUCCUUACAAACGAAGUGCCGAAUGAAUCUAAAGACUGCAAGCUUCACGGCACCAUGACCGCGACGACAGAUGUGGCACUGAAGCUUUCAAUGAGUCGCCUGUUGGAGCUCUCCGACACCCUGGGCUCAAGGGGUGGCGUGUGCUUCUCGACUACGCUGGCCGUCUACCGGUACCGGCUGCACCAGGGGCUGCACGGAGCCGGAGAAAGUUGUCGGCGAAUGGUCGAGACCACCUUCGGCGAGGCAUGUCCUCCGGGAGAAUCUGAUCGCUUGGUCGAGGUGUCCUCGAUGACCUCCUAUACAUACAGCAAAUCCCACAUGCUCGCAUUUGAAGAUGAGCGGAGCCUCCGAAUAAAGAUGGAGACGUUCCUGAGCCGCUAUCAUCGUGGCUGCGUGGUGGCGUUCGGCGCUGACAUGGACACUGCAACGAGCAACUGCACCGGCACCAAGCACUUCGAGCGCCUCAAAACCCUCCGCGCUCUCCUGGGAAGGACACAAGGCCCUCUUCUCUUGAACCGUAACUGAAAAACAAGAGAAGGCAGUAGAAAAAGAACUGUAAUUAAAACAAGUUCUGUAA
Molecule: messenger RNA, 1503 nt
Organism: Rhipicephalus sanguineus (brown dog tick)
Lineage: Eukaryota; Metazoa; Arthropoda; Arachnida; Ixodida; Ixodidae
Exons: 11
Coding region: 87-1451 (454 amino acids)
Source: RefSeq, a predicted model, not a curated record